This is a messenger RNA of Didymosphaeria variabile, 2931 nucleotides long. It is a transcript of the gene SYG1, whose product is annotated as Xenotropic and polytropic retrovirus receptor 1. The record is from RefSeq and is a predicted model, not a curated record. Gene Ontology annotation, molecular function: inositol hexakisphosphate binding. NCBI's taxonomy places the organism in Eukaryota, Fungi, Ascomycota, Dothideomycetes, Pleosporales, Didymosphaeriaceae. The transcript has 5 exons. Gene Ontology annotation, cellular component: cytoplasm; plasma membrane; Golgi apparatus. Bases 1 to 2931 code for a protein of 976 amino acids. Gene Ontology annotation, biological process: phosphate ion transport; cellular response to phosphate starvation.
AUGAAGUUCGCAAAGGAGCUGGAACGCGAUUUGGUGCCAGAAUGGCGCGUCAAGUAUUUGGAUUACAAACUCGGCAAGAAGAAGCUCAAGGCAAUCAAACGAGCCCUCAGGACCGUCAACCAGACGCCUCGUGUACGCUUCCGUGGACCCAAUGGUUUUACGCCAUUACCCUACGAUACCGCGCCCAAGUAUUCGUUCCUCAAUCGCAACCAUGGUCAGACCGCGACUGUCGAAAGACAACCCGGAGAUUUGAGAGCUUUGGCGAUCGGCAAUAGCUUGUCGAGCGGAGAUGUCCAGCCAAACGGGAGUAAGGCAUUGCCGUCUGUGGAUAUGUCGAAAGAUGAGGAAGCUCCGCUGAAUGCACAGGAGGACCCUAGGUUCCCUGGCUUGACGCGGUAUGGCAGUAUCAUUGGAUCGCCUCCGAAAGCGAGCGGAAAAGCAAAGGCGCCACCAUCCUUGAAGCUUCCAGGAGCUGCUUUAGAUCCAGAGGACAUCUCGUCCAAAUCCAUACCACCGCCAGAACCCUCGACACCGAAGAGCAGAACUACAGAUAUGGAUUUUGGUCCCACUGAGGGAAUUGGCAACGGAUCUCGGGGGCUUGAAACACCAAAUGCUUUCGAGGUUGGAAAGACGCGAUCGCCAACACACAAACAUACGAAGUCUCUGCCGGCAAGAUACAGGAGCAUCUUCACGCCUAAGCGCAUGAACUCAAACCCGGCUUCGCCUGUUACACAGGCGCCGCGUCCGCUACUAAGCCGCGUUUUCUCUCUGAGUCACAAGGACCCUCCACCAUCCAGCCCGGGUGAUGUUCCGCUCGAAGCCUACCGUGAAUUGGAUCUGCGCCAGACAGAAUUCUUCCUCUUUCUGGAUAAGGAGCUAGAUAAGAUCGAGACCUUCUACAAGCAAAAGGAGGACGAGGCUACGGCUCGGUUAGCCGUACUAAGAGAACAGCUGCACAUGAUGAGAGACCGACGCUUGGACGAUCUCAUCAACCGCCAGGCCUCCAAGAUGAAGGCAAAAGCUCAGAAACAGGCUAAGCAUGGCGACGUGGGCAUGCUUCUGAUGAAUGGUCAACCGUCGAGCUCCGAAGGAGACAAACCUGACGCAGACAACAAGGACAAGACUCAAAGUGGAUCCUGGCUCAAUCCUCUCGAAUCCGCAUUGCAAGCGGUGCAAGCGGGCAGAUAUGGAAAAAGUACGAAGGCGAUGCAGGACCUUGCGACACCAGCCUUAGGACCCAUGCGACUGGAAGAUCGCCGCGAUUAUGUUCGCCGCCCAGAUACGGACGUUUCGUACGACACCGCGAAGAGAAAGCUCAAGGUUGCGAUACAGGAGUACUACAGAGGUCUCGAGCUGCUGAAGUCGUAUGCAUUACUGAACAGAACCGCUUUCCGCAAGAUCAACAAAAAGUACGACAAGGCUGUUAAUGCACGGCCAUCUCUACGGUACAUGACAGAAAAAGUGAACAAGGCUUGGUUCGUCAACAGUGACGUUAUUGAAGGACACAUACAAGCGACGGAAGACCUCUACGCCAGAUACUUUGAGAAGGGCAAGCGUAAAGUAGCAGUUGGAAAACUCCGAAUCAAAAUUGCCCGCGCUGGGGACUACACAGAACAGUCGUUUCGAAACGGACUUAUGCUGGGGCUGGGAGCUGUCUUCGGGAUCCAGGGGAUCGUCAAAGCCGCUCAAUUGCUCUAUUCUGAUGACACAACUGUGAGAAUUAAUACCAGCUAUUUACUCCAGAUCUAUGCGGGAUACUUCCUGAUGAACUUCUUGUUCAUGUUGUUUUGUCUGGACUGCAGAGUUUGGCUUACGAGCAAGAUCAAUUAUGUUUUCGUUUUCGAGUAUGAUACCCGCCACCACUUGGACUGGAGGCAACUGGCAGAAAAUAUCGAGCUGUUUUUCUGCCUCUACGCCAAUCGCUGGGGCAAUCCAGCCCAAUGCAACUCAUCAAACUCACGAUUGCUUGGCUUCUUCUCGACACUCCCUGGCAUAUGGCGAGCAGUGCAAUGUUUUCGUCGUUACCACGAUACCGGAAAUGCCUUCCCACAUCUGCUCAACCUGGGCAAGUACAUGGCAACGAUCGUCUUCUACAUGACACUCAGCAUCUACCGCAUCGAGAAAACCACCACUCAUCGUGCCGUGUUCAUCACCUUUGCGAUCAUCAACUCUAUCUAUACGAGUUUCUGGGACGUCUACUACGACUGGAGUCUCGGUGAUCCGAGUGCCAAACACCCAUUCCUCCGACAGACUCUCGGCUACAAGAAAGUAUGGAUGUACUACCUCGCCAUAGCGGUCGACCCCAUUCUGCGCUUCAACUGGAUCUUCUACGCCAUAAUACCGCUUCAGCUUCAACACUCGGCCAUAACGUCGUUUUUCGUAGCGUUUUCAGAGGUCUUUAGGAGAGGCAUGUGGUCCCUAUUUCGCGUCGAGAAUGAGCACUGCUCCAACGUCGGACACUUCCGCGCCUCCCGCGAUAUUCCACUACCAUACGAUCUUCCUUCUCCCAAGAUGGAUGGCAGUACUUCCCAAGACUACGGUCGGCGCGUCGACGAAGAACAACCGUUAUCCCCACACAUCAGCCGAACAAGCACAGCUCCCACGGCCCCCUAUGCUUCUGGUGCCGACCUCAACCGCACAUCCACGCGUCGUCGGCAUGCGUCUUUCGGUGCAGACCAGCAGCAGCCUAGUCCCAUGGCACGCGGUCUGCAACGCAUGGGCACAGCGCUUAGGACGGCACACAACCAGGACUUUGAGAAGAAGAAGAAACCUGAGUUGGGGGAGAGCGCGACCAAGGACGAUGAUAGCGAUGACGAUGAGGACGAGGAUGGGGAGGAGCAUAGCGAGGAGAUGAGCGAUAAGGAAAGCGAGAGGGAGAUUGAGAGGGUGAGGAAGGAAAUUGAAGUUGGGAGGGGGGGACCUGCUAGUUAA